AUUCGGCCGCGCAAUUUUCCAAUCGUAAAUUUAUAUAACCAUAAUUUUCGCACUUUUUCGUCUGAAUAUAAAGUAAAAUAUGUAUCAUGCACGAUUCAUCGGGAGUAUAAAGUGUUGUCGUAUUCUUAUGAUUAGUGCACGCGCAAUAAUAAUUAAUCGUGUUUUUGCGAGUGAGUGGCACGUGAAUAUCAAUGAAAAAGCAGCAAGUAUCAGGCAAGAAAGAAAAAGAAAAUCUGGGAAAACAUCGAGCAAUGGCGAAACAUGAAUUUGCAGAUAGCCGUAUCAACUCCACCGCACGACUCACUUCUCCGAAGUUAACGUACCAUCCUCGCUAUCAACAAUACGGCAUUCCUCGUUGUACUUGCAACAGUAACGGGGGUGAUACGCGGAUCUCUCAAAACGAAAAUCGCAAGUGGUCCAAGGAAGAGCUCGAAGUCAGAAACGAGCAGUGGACGCGGAAGAACCGGGUCGUGAGAGUUCCGGGCGGUAUAGCCUUUGAUUGUGAUGUGGUGGAGCCCCCCGGGGGGCCACGGGGGCAGGAGGUCAGAGGAAGAUCGGUCGUGAGGGCAACAAGCACGGCUCGGCUGCCUCGAGGCGAGAUCGCCGGUAGGGCGGAAGAGGAGGUAGGAUGGUGUGACCUCCGGCGUCAUCCCGCCCAACGCGGAGGUGGUGCUGGAGGUGGCGGAGGUGACGGUGGAGUCGAGCAGCUGCUGCCCGACUCGGAGGAAGAGGAGUCGACGGCGAUGUCGAGGCAGCUUCGAGGUGAACGGGACCACGUGAGCCGCGACUACCAAGAGGGCUACCUCGGUGACUUUCGGGACUUGCGCGACCUCAGGGAUUUCAGAGACUUCCAUCGAGAUCCCCUCGGAGACAUCAGGGACGAUCGAGACAGUCAGGGACACAGAGAAGGACCCGUUGCCGGCAGGACUUAUCGGGACGACUAUCCGGAAGAAUACGAUCAUCGUCCCACCGCUGCAUCUACCUCGGCGAAUCUCACCAACAACCCGGGUGGGACGUAUUCUCGCUACCGUGUUUGCCGUAUCUUCUCAUUUGUAGCUGCAUUCAUCGUCCGUUCUUUCCCGCUGUUCGCUUCUCGAGAGUCAGACUCGCUAAUGAGAGGGACGAGAACCCGGAGGGCGAGAGAUGACGGAGAUGACAAGGUGGAAAAUGGAAUCUGCUCUCUCGGACGACGCUUUUUUAGCGAGUGAAUAUGACUCGCGAUAUGCGAAACUGGGUCAGUUCUCUACGCGAUAACGCGAUUCCGAUAUAUUAAUUUGCUCGAAUAUAAUAGAAACCGUCAUUUAUUUAAUUUUUAGCAAAGUGCAAAAAUGAUAAAUAAUUUAUUUAAUUUUAUUACCUUUCGAAAAAUUAUAGAUAUCUUACAACAUAAUAUUACACAACUCACUUUUAUAUUUUGCAAUUAAGAGAUGCUGCUAUAUUCAUCGCAAACCCGCAAAUGCAAAUAUCAAUUUUUUUUUGUUUGAGCAACGGUAUCUUGUGGAGAGAUUAACUGAUUUCUUCGUGGCUUGCGAGAUGAGUUGUCACGUUGAAUGUGAUGUUUGUAAUUACGCUGAUAUAUAUCUUCGCAUAAUCGUAUUAUUGCACGGUCUUUCGUGCGAGUUGUUCGAUUAUAGCGAGCAAUCAUUUCGCUGUCAUUUUAUUUGUCCUAGUCAAGUCGAGAAUAUCGAACGAUUUGAUUUCUUUCAGCCUCUUUAAUAUUAAUAUACUUUUGUUCGUAGAUCUUAAAUUUAUGCUUUAUCUUCGAGAAUUGAAAUUAAUUCUGCAUUAUUUAAUUAAUUCUUUAAAUAUUUAAAUUGUGUGUAUAUUAACAAAUUAUGCUUCUUUUUUUAUUAUUAAAAUUUUUAAGCAUUAAAAGAAUUGUAAAGCAUGAUGCUACGUUUCAGAUGCUUCGAAAAUAAUACUGUGUGGAAUUUAUAUGUUCAUAAUUAAAAUAUUCAAAUUGCUCAUAUGCAUUUAUUAAUAACAUUUUAUUUAGAAAAUUCUAUUGAUGCCAAGAUGGUCAGAAUUCACUCGCUUCGAUCAUCUUAUUGAGAUGUUACAUUGUGUUGAUCAGUUUGUCGACUUAUCGAAUUGCAGUAACGCCUUCCGUUCGUGACCAUUCGCGAGAGUCGCGCGCCUCCUUUAAUCGAUAUCGUUAGGUAACGACACGGGCGUGUUCGCAUCCAUCACUCCGCGCAUUUAUUAUUAAACCCUUUACUUUCAUUGAUUCAAGAAUCCCGCAUGCUUCGUAAUCGUAUGUCUGUAAUUAUGCAAAUGCCGGCCGCGUACAUUACACUCGCAACAUGUAAUUGCUAUACACGUGAUAAUCGUGUGUAAAUUUAAACGGGGCCGCGGAUCCACGAUGAACGAUCGAUCGUCAUUGUUUACCGGCUAGAUCAGCUGUCUUUUCGAAUUACCGUGACCGGCAAUUAAUGCGCGAGAUACAAUGAAUAAACACACCGUUUGAAAGUGAAAAUUGCAUAGUCGGGAAAGAGAGUAAGGGCGAUGCCAGAAACAUCGCCAGAAAAUCAUAUCGUGGAAUAUGUAAUUUUUCUUGCGCGCGCGCUCGAUUGUUCGUGCAUUGUCAAAGUUUCCGAUGUAUUACGCGCGCGCAUGCCGGUGUGUAUAUAUGUGUGCGUGACAAUGUGUGUUUAUGUCAUAUAUACUGCACUGCAGCAAGCGGAAAUCGAAUCUAUGACCCUUUUACUGAUGAUAUUCUGUCGUGCUCUAGAAACUUUAUGAAGUUGGAUAUUUCUAACUUUAUUGUAUACAAAUAACAACCAGAAAUGUUUUUAAGGAGGAACUGGACGGAUCAGCUACGUCAAAAGUUAAUAAAUCUAAUACAAUUCAAGAUUCAUGAAUUUGACAUUGCGUACAAUUUUUAAAAGCAUUUUUAGCUUUUUAAAAAAUA
This is a messenger RNA of Formica exsecta, 2911 nucleotides long. RefSeq lists its product as uncharacterized. The transcript has 4 exons. The record is from RefSeq and is a predicted model, not a curated record. NCBI's taxonomy places the organism in Eukaryota, Metazoa, Arthropoda, Insecta, Hymenoptera, Formicidae. The coding region runs from base 192 to 1208 and encodes 338 amino acids.